GCUGAUUGUCGGAUGUAGUGGAUAGGAGGUAUUGGAUAGGAAGGAAAGUAGGCAUGCAGAUACACAAACUCGACCCUCCUGGAUGCAAGAGUAGAUUGAACAACUGUGUAUCGGUGGACUUGUAUGUAUGUGAGAAUGCGUAUCGUGAGACGUUGUAAAUGUAAUUGUGACCGUAACUGUAACUGUAUGUUGAAUCGAAUCCAAAUCCGAACCCAAAUCCCAAUCCCACUUGCGUAUACGAUAGGAAAGAAAAGAUACAAACCCAAACGAAGCAGAGAAUCUUAUGUAUGUGCAAAGAAAAGUUCAGAAAAGUUCUUGAGAUUGAUGUAUGUACCUAUGUAUAUACCCUUGAUCUCCAAAUCGCAAAUUGCAAAUUGCAGAUGGAAUUCAGACGGGAUGGAGAGAAAUCUUUUUCUCGGGGUAGUAACGUAUGUAUGUAACCUUGUGAGACAAAGUGAGGAGUGGAAAGUUGUUCUCCCUCCCACUCCUAUGUCCCCGCCCCUCGCCUCUCCCUCCUCACCGAAAGAAAUUGUUGUGGUUGUUGUUUUUAUUCCAACAAGGCUGGCGCCGCAGCCGGGGUGGAUUAUUUAUUUUAUGUUAACUUAUCUUAUUUUACUCCGUCGGUUUAUUUACUCAAGCAAAGGUAAAGAAAGAUUAGAUAGAGUACACAGUAUGUAGGGAACCCUUGAGCGUGAAGUUUAUUGGGGUCGAAUUUCCUUAUCGGUGAGAGCUUGCUUGCUUGCUUGAUGAUGGAUUGAGCUUAACUUGAUCAGUCCUCGAGUGACUUAUUCAGUGAAAAAAAGUGGGAUUUUGGAGGGGUGAACCGUGUGCGAGUUGUGAAGUGGGAUG
Molecule: messenger RNA, 849 nt
Organism: Botrytis cinerea B05.10
Lineage: Eukaryota; Fungi; Ascomycota; Leotiomycetes; Helotiales; Sclerotiniaceae
Exons: 3
Coding region: 124-678 (184 amino acids)
Source: RefSeq, a predicted model, not a curated record